Canis lupus familiaris (dog) is the source of this 2538-nucleotide messenger RNA. It is a transcript of the gene AFG1L, whose product is annotated as AFG1 like ATPase. The transcript is spliced from 13 exons. Bases 207 to 1649 code for a protein of 480 amino acids. Gene Ontology annotation, molecular function: ATP binding; ATP hydrolysis activity. Gene Ontology annotation, cellular component: mitochondrion; cytoplasm. NCBI's taxonomy places the organism in Eukaryota, Metazoa, Chordata, Mammalia, Carnivora, Canidae. The record is from RefSeq and is a predicted model, not a curated record.
GUUGUAGUUCCGGCUGGCGGCGCCCGGAAGGACGGAACGGGGCCCCGGAGUCUCGGGCAGCCCUCUCCCUAGCGGAGGUCGCCUUCUUCCUCCGGCUCCCUGUCGUUCCCUCCGGCGUCGCCUUCUGUGAGCGCGGCUUCGUCUGUGCCGCCGUUUCUCUCUCGGGUUUCAAUAAAGUUUUCCUCUUCCCUUGCUCAGAGCUCAAGAUGGCGGCCUCCUGGUCGCCCUCGGUUACCCUGCGCUUAGUGCAGACCCGGCUGAGAGGGAGAUGUGUGGGCUGCGGGGCCCGGGCCGCCGCCCUCGCCCCGCCGGCCGCCGCCCCGGGAAACUCCUUUCGGAAAGCCUAUACAGUUCAGACACCUGAGAUUUCGUCUUCAACUGCUGCUACAGAGGUUUAUUCAAAAGCUUUGGCUAUUUGCCAUGGACCACUGGAUCACUAUGACUUUCUGAUCAAAGCUCAUGAGCUGAAGGAUGAUAAGCAUCAAAGAAGAGUCAUACAGUGUUUGCAGAAAUUACAUGAGGAUCUUAAAGGAUACAGUAUAGACGCGGGAGGCCUUUUUUCAAAGCUUUUUUCAAGGAGCAAACCUCCAAGGGGCCUGUAUGUUUAUGGAGAUGUUGGUACAGGGAAAACGAUGGUGAUGGACAUGUUUUAUGAUUAUGUGGAGAUGAAGAGGAAGAAACGGGUUCAUUUUCAUGGUUUCAUGCUAGAUGUUCAUGAAAGAAUUCACCGCCUUAAAAAGAGUUUACCAAAAAGGAAGCCAGGAUUCAUGGCUAAAUCCUAUGAUCCAAUAGCUCCCAUAGCUGAAGAAAUCAGUGAAGAAGCAUGUCUCUUAUGUUUCGAUGAGUUUCAGGUCACUGACAUUGCUGAUGCCAUGAUUCUGAAACAGCUUUUUGAAAAUCUGUUCAAAAAUGGGGUCGUCGUUGUGGCAACAUCCAACAGGCCACCGGAAGAUCUCUAUAAAAAUGGACUCCAAAGAGCUAACUUCGUACCAUUCAUUGCUGUCCUAAAGAAAUACUGUAAUACGGUCCAGCUGGAUUCUGGGAUAGACUACCGGAAAAGGGACCUUCCUGCUGCAGGAAAACUCUACUAUCUCACAAGUGAAGCUGAUGUGGAGGCUGUCAUGGAUAAGUUGUUUGAUGAGCUGGCUCAGAAACAAAAUGAUUUAACUAGACCAAGGAUUCUAAAAGUGCAAGGCAGAGAGCUGCGGCUGAAUAAAGCCUGUGGAACUGUUGCCGACUGCACAUUUGAAGAGCUGUGUGAGAGACCACUUGGAGCCAGUGACUAUCUGGAACUGUCAAAGAAUUUUGAUACAGUAUUUUUACGAAACAUUCCACAAUUUACGCUAGCAAAGAGGACACAAGCUCGGAGAUUCAUAACUCUCAUUGACAACUUCUAUGAUUUCAAGGUGCGCGUCAUUUGCUCUGCAUCAACUCCUAUAGCGAGCUUGUUUUUACAUCAACAUCAUGACAGUGAGUUGGAGCAUAGCAGAAUACUGAUGGAUGAUUUGGGGCUGAGCCAGGACUCAGCAGAAGGACUCUCUAUGUUUACUGGAGAAGAGGAAAUCUUCGCAUUUCAGCGCACGCUUUCCCGACUCACAGAAAUGCAGACUGAGCAGUACUGGAAUGAGGGGGACAGAAGCAAGAAGUAACCAUCGCUUUUGCUUGAUUAAAACUCUGGACAAAUGAUUACGGCAGGGAGAACUCUUUAUUAUGGGACUUGAAGGAAUCAUUUUUCUCAUAAUUAAUUAUGCACUUUGUGCUCUGGACCAUUUUAUCUAAAAUUGCUGUCAAAGAUGGAGUGGAUUAGUAAGUUAAAACCAUUUUUAUAGGUUUACUUUUUGCCUAUUUAUUUGAUUUUAUUUCUGCACCACAAAAUUAAAGUCAUCACUCAAAGAUUAAUGUAGGACCAGACAUUUUGGCUUCAGAUAAGCCACCUGAAACACACACACACACACACAUACACACACACACACACAGUUAAAUGCAAUGUCGUUCUGAACAUCUCUGAGCUUUGGCUACCUGUUGAUACAAACACAUCUUUUAUGAGAGGGAGAAAAAACCUUACAUUUCAAUACAAAGCAAAGCAACUUUCCGAUUUUAGUAUAUACUAAAGAGAACAACAACAUUUUAGGACACGGGCUUACACAUGUGAUUUGGGGGGGCCAUAAAUCCUACUAAAUCUCGUAGGCCUUAUGACAGCAUAGAAUAAGGAGCAAGGGUGUCAAAUUCUAAUCGACAGGCAGAUCCUGCAAUUCUGAGGGCCAGUAGGAGGACAGAUACCAGGAAGAUGGGCCAGUGAGAGAGUGUCAGGAGGGGACAGAGUCCUGGACACCGAGCAGCGCAGCGGAGUGAACUCUGCUUCACCUGAGGCCAGCAGGACCCCAGUAGACAGGCGGCUCCUUCCCACCGCUCCUGCAUUUGCUCCGGCUCCAGAAUGACACUCCCCACCCUUGCCUCUGCUUCUGUGAUGAGAUGGACUUAAUAGUAAAUAGGGAAGAACACUUGAUGAACCUUAAAUAAAAUCUGACUUGUCCUUCA